Acytostelium subglobosum LB1 is the source of this 780-nucleotide messenger RNA. RefSeq lists its product as hypothetical. Lineage: Eukaryota; Evosea; Eumycetozoa; Acytosteliales; Acytosteliaceae. The transcript has a single exon. The record is from RefSeq and is a predicted model, not a curated record. Bases 1 to 780 code for a protein of 259 amino acids.
AUGUCUGCUGCUACAUCAACGACAACUACAACAACGACAAUGACAACUACCAUGAUGUCCAAUACCACCAUCAAGAAGAAUACAAUGACGCCAACAAAGAGCAUACCGAUACUGCCUCUAAAGUCACUGCCUCCAUUACCUCCUUAUAGUAGUAGUCCUCAGUUGGGUGGCAGUGGCAGUGGCAGUAGCACGCCAAACAAGUCGAUAGAGAUGUAUAGGAAGCAGACAAUGUUGUCUCAACAACAAUCUUAUAAACAGUUUCAGUUGCAGGAUGGACAGCCUCAGCCAUGGCGCUACGCAAUCACACCUGGAAGGAUCAGAGCGGCUUCAUCCGUUCCCGUACCCUUGCACUAUCUCUCGCCCACCUUCCAUCUGUCCGAGACGACCUCCUCCACACCACGUUCACUAUCACCGCCACAAUUCCAAUCAUCACCAUCAACUUCAUCACCAUCAUCACCAGUCCUCCUCAGCAGCAGCUACAACAACUCACCAAGUCUCAAGCCGAUUAACCACCUUCCAAGCAUUGCCACUCAGAAUCAUCAACAACAUCAACAACAUCAUCAGCAGCAACAUCAGCAACAGUGGAGUCCACCUCAGCAGCAUAGAUCAGGUGACAUGGGAUCAGACAAUGGUAGCAGUUCACCUAUGUCACCAAGUUCACAGCUACGCAAACAGACAUUUAUAGGCAAGCUAAAGGAUUUGAUCGCCGCCAACAACAACAACAGCAGCAUUGGCGGUAACAAUGGCAACAGUGUAUGUAUAUCUCAAACAAACGAUUGA